This is a messenger RNA of Gossypium raimondii (Peruvian cotton), 1060 nucleotides long. RefSeq names its product molybdopterin synthase catalytic subunit. The transcript has 2 exons. Lineage: Eukaryota; Viridiplantae; Streptophyta; Magnoliopsida; Malvales; Malvaceae. Gene Ontology annotation, molecular function: molybdopterin synthase activity. The record is from RefSeq and is a predicted model, not a curated record. The coding region runs from base 314 to 874 and encodes 186 amino acids. Gene Ontology annotation, biological process: Mo-molybdopterin cofactor biosynthetic process. Gene Ontology annotation, cellular component: cytosol.
UCUCUCCAUUUUUACCUUUGCUUUCAAAGUACAAAGCUACAAAAUCAGUACAGUGAAAUUCCCAAACAGAAUCCAUAAACUAUAAGCAUUUUAAAGGUGGGUUUUUGUUUAUAUAUAUAUAUAUCUCCGUGGCCAUCUCUUAUCUCUUCUUGGCGGUUACUCUCACCCAUUUCGAAGAACGAAGCUCCCCCCCCCCCUCCCAAUCCCUUUUUAUUUCAAGACUGCAUUCACCACCAUUGGGAUUCUCUUAAUAUCUGUCCCGAACAAAGACCAGUUGAGCCUCGGGAUAACCGUCAAAGUGCCGAAAACAGCAAUGAACUCUGAGGAGAAAACUCUUGUUGAAAUCAUAGACGACAAUAACCAGAUCAACCUUGCCAAGUACAUAAACUAUGUAAGUGCCCCUCAAGCUGGCGCCAUAGCUACGUUUUCCGGCACAACACGUGACACUUUCGAAGGCAAAACAGUAGUGGAGCUAAGAUACGAAGCAUACGUACCGAUGGCGAUCAAGAACCUCAAGUCUAUUUGUUCCGCUGCUAGAUCAUCCUGGGAUCUCCAUUCUAUUGCGGUUGCACACCGUUUAGGCAUAGUUCCAGUAGGAGAAACGAGUGUGUUUGUUGCCGUAUCGGCUACUCACCGUGCUGAUUCCCUAGACGCGUGUAAGUUUUUGAUUGAUGAGUUAAAGGCAUCUGUUCCAAUAUGGAAGAAAGAGGUUUAUUCUGAUGGAGAGGUUUGGAAGGAGAAUCCGGAAUUUCUGGAGCGGAGGUUGGAACUCGGCAAGGAUGGUGGCUGUUGCCGAAGGAAGAUCGAGACCGCGGCACAUGAUAAAAAGAGUUGUUGCAAACCAAAGGUGAAGGUGGAAGAAGCAAUAGAUUGAACUCGGAAUUUAAUUCGGUUCAUGUUGUCAUUAAGGCAUGAUCUUCAUUGUAUCGAUAUCGGUUGUACCGGUCAGUAAAAACCGAAUUAGUAUCGAAGUUGACCUAGUUCGGUUUUUGUUCGUCCAUCUUAAUAUGUAUGGAAUUGUAUCUAAUUGCCGUCUUUUAUAAUAUUUUUCUCUUUUCUA